AUAGAGAAAUUUUUUCUUCAAGUGUUUUGAUUGUUCAGUUGUAAUAUAUAAUUCAACUUUGACAUUAAUUUACGUGAAUCAGUUUUAUUCGAGUAGUUAUUAUUACGAUAAUUUUCUAGUAUAUCUAUCGAAUAUUUACAAUUACACAAUACAAUUUCUUUAUAACCUAUUUGUUUUAAAAAUAAAUUUUCGUUACUUAUUUUUCAAUAAUUGAAGCACAGACAAUUUCUUCAUAACCUGUUUGUUUUAAAAAAAAAUUCUCGCUACUUAUUUUUCAAUUAUUGAAGCAGACACAUCACAGAACAAGUAUAAUUACGUUAAUAAAAAUUAUGAUGGCAAAAAAUUUAAUAUUUUUAGUUGGUUUUGAAACUAGCCAAAUCAGUAGUCGUAAACUUCCAACAAAUCGACAAAUUUUGAGUAUUUUCUUUUAUAAACACAAGUCUCUUAAACUAACUAUUGAUAACAGUGCUGCAGAAGUUGCAAAGGAAGUAUUAAAAAUAUGGAGUGAAUUCAAUCUUCCUACAAUUAAACUGGUUUCCGUUGUGUGUAAUAUUAAACGUUUGUUUCGUGAGUGGAAAAAUUUUUUGAAAUCUCGAAAAAAUAAAAAAACUAUUUAAAAAAAAACUAAAGAAAAUGACUUUAAUAAAAAAUUAGAUAAAUUACUUAAUAUUUCUAAAAAAACAUCGGAACAGUUUCUAACUGAUAACCAAAAAACUUUGUUGAACGAAGAUAUGCAAUUCAGACAUUCAACUGUAAAUUCUGUAUUAAGUAAUAUACAAACUCCAGAGCUAGAUAAACCAAGUACAAGUCAAAGUACAUCUUUUCAUUCAUCAUCUGAACACGAGCUUGAAAAAUCGAUUUCAUCAUUUUCCGAUGAUUUAAAACGACACACUUCAGAUUUAGAAGAUCCUUAUUCAGAAAAUAUUAAAAAACAAAGAAAAAUCGACGUCGUAAGCCCUGCAGUAGUUAGCGCUCUUGAUCGAACGAAUACCGGUAACAGAUACGUAGUAUAUAUUCUUGGUGCAGUCUCUGAGUCUUUAGGGAUGCCUACAGAAGAUACUAAUUUGAGCUACAACACUGUUCGAAGACGUCGACUCGAAGCUAGGCAAGAUAUUGUAGAUGAUUUAAGGAAUAACAUUCAAUUUCCUGGAAGUCUUAUCCUUCACUGGGAUACAAAAUUUCUUCAGGAUAUUUGUAUCUAUGAUAAAGUAGAUAGGCUUGCAGUUCUUGUAUCUGGCUUGAAUUUUGAACAAUUACUUGGCAUACCGAAAACUGAAAGCGGGGCAGGAGAGCAUCAAGCUAUGUCGAUAAUUGACCUAUUGGACAGAUGGGGAAUUACAAACUGCAUCAAAGGCUUAUGUUUCGAUACCACGGCUUCCAAUUCAGGGCCAUACAGUGGUGCAUGUGUAUUGUUAGAACGUAUUUUAGAAAAAAAAUUUCUUUAUUUCGCUUGCCGAAAUCAUAUGUAUGAGUUAGUUCUUCAAAAGAAGCAUGCCAAACUUGUUUACCGGCAAUGUCAGGUCCAAAUGUAUCGACAUUUGAAAGAUUCCGGCGAUCUUGGAAGAAUAUUGAUACUAAUGAUUAUAUAACGGGGUUAGAUAAUGCAAUAAUUCGUAAUAAAGUAAUGAAUGACUGAUACAGUGUAUUAGAAUUCAUUUCCAAACAACUUGAUGAGCAUCAUCCACGAGAUGAUUACAAAGAAUUUCUAGAAUUGAUAUACAUUUUCUUAGACGGCACUCAAACUAAUCUUAUCACGAUCAAAGCUCCUGGAGCAACUCAUCAUGCGAGAUGGAUGUCCAAGGCCAUCUAUUGCCUCAAAAUAUAUAUUUUCCAAAAACAAUUCAAUGUUGGUAGCAAAAAAGAAUAACUUGGCUUAGGUGAUGUUUGUGUUUUCAUAAGUAUCAUUUAUAUAAAAGCGUGGUUUAAAGCUCCUUGUCCGAUAAGCGCUCCAGCUCAAGACUUAGAAUUUUUGAAAAAGUUAAUUAAUCAUAAAAAUAUUAAUACAAAGAUUUCAGAUGCUACUGUUUCAACAUUUUCGCGACAUUUAUGGUAUCUGACAGAAAUACUUGCUGCUAUGUCAUUUUUCGAUUCUAGUAUUAGUUUAGAAGUUAAAAAGAAAAUGGUAAACGCGAUAAAAAAAAAAGAGAACAAAAUUGAUGAAAAAAGAAUAAUAUUAUCUAAAAAUCAACUUAACGCGAUUUGUUCCAGACAUCAGUGAUUUUAUCACAAAAAGAACCUUAGAAUUUUUCAACCAACUUCAGUUAUCGCCAGACUUUUUAGAUAUUGAGCCCGAGCACUGGAUAGAAAAUGAUUCUUACAAAAUGUGCUUCAAUACUAUUAAGAGCAUCAAGUGUGUUAAUGAUAUUGCUGAACGAGGUAUCGCAUUAAUACAAAAAUAUAAUCGAACUCUGACGAAAAACGAAGAGCAAAAACAAUUUAUUCUGCAAAUAGUAUAAUUACAUCGUCAGCAAUAUCCUAAUUGUAAUAAGUUAAAUUUUAUUAAUAAAUAAAUAAAUGUUUUUAACAUGCCUUAUCUCAUUUCAAAGUAAUUUAUUUCCUUAAAUAUAAAGAUUUCUGACAAUAAAUGCCUAAAAUUGCUUAUUUUGAUUUUUUGUUUAAUUUUCAUGGCCAGUAAAUAUAUGAAUUUUUGACUUUAAAAAAUGG
Molecule: messenger RNA, 2664 nt
Organism: Cotesia glomerata
Lineage: Eukaryota; Metazoa; Arthropoda; Insecta; Hymenoptera; Braconidae
Exons: 5
Coding region: 732-1589 (285 amino acids)
Source: RefSeq, a predicted model, not a curated record